AUGUUCUCUCUGAGGGUUUUCAUUGUUUUCAUCCUCUGUGUCUUUCUCUUUACAGUCAACUCAUGUUAUGGCUCUGAGAUUAUUAAUGGGAAUGAAGUACAGCCCCAUUCGCUGCCUUUCAUGGCCCUGCUGCAGUCAAAUGUACCACUCUGCGGAGGAAUAUUACUUCAUCCAAAAUGGGUCCUCACUGCUGCACACUGCAAAGAUGUUAAGACUGUGCUGCUGGGGGUGCACUCCAUCAAGGAAAAGGAAAAAGAAAAACAAUACAGGCAGGUCCAGCAUGUCAGCAAACACAUCAUCCAUCCCUGCUAUGAUGAGGCUGAAAAUGUCAAUGACCUCAUGUUGCUCCAGCUUGACAAGCCAGUGAAGGAAACCAAAUGGGUCAGACGUAUGAAGUUAAAUAAAGCUGUGGAACAGCCAGCAGUUGACUCCAUCUGUACGGUGGCUGGAUGGGGAAAAACAAACAACGUCGCCAAAAAAAUGUCUGACGUCCUGAUGUCUGUCAAUGUGACCGUGAUCAACAGAACGCAGUGCAACUCUCCAGAUUAUUAUAACCUAAAACCGUAUAUUACCAGGAACAUGAUAUGUGCGGGGUCAAAUGGAAAAAACAACGCCGACACCUGUCAGGGGGAUUCAGGAGGACCAAUAUUGUGCAACAGAGUUCUAGUUGGAGUCACGUCUUUUGGAAAGUUUUGUGGCUUAAAAAAAAAGCCCGGAGUUUACUCUUUCCUUUCAGAAAACCAUCUUAACUGGAUCAAGAAGGCAAUGAAGAAAUAUAAAACUGAAUAACUCUUCUGUUAACAUGACUGUCAAACUCUUAACCCCCUUUCUGAGUGCUAUGUUUAUUCAUUGUUAAUUUUGCUAUUAACCUGUUGAGCUGUGUGUUGUGUGUUUAUUUUUUGUUUGUUUGAUCACAAAAAAAAUCAGACAUAGUAACAGUUGAAAUAGUAAUUCCACUUGAAAAAUAUUCUUUUAUGUCUCAUUUUUACCAAACGUUUGCAUGUAAACCUUAUAACUGUGGAGCUAUACUUGAUUUAAAACCCUUAGGCAUUUCAUACAGUUAGAUAGCAAACAAUAAUAUAAAUUUGAAGCCUUAAUUCAUUGCAGUCAGAAGAUGUGUAAAGGAUAGAAGCUUCCCUUUGGCAACAUAAAAUAAAUGGGAGCAAUGUUACAGACAGACACCUUCCACAACCCAGAGAAACCCUGAAAUACACAGGGAACACAUGAAAACUCCAGUCAGAAAGACUGCAGCCUGCCCAGAACCUUAAGAUCAGAACCAUUUUAAAUGGCCAAUGUCUUUGUCUCAUUAUUGGGUUUCCUUCACAUCAAUGAGCUGACAACAACAUACUAUAUUUGUCUCUCUGCAAAAUCUGCAUGCCUCUUUCAAAUCUUUGUAUUCGUAAUAUUAAAAAGUACUCAUAUUAUUCAACAA
Girardinichthys multiradiatus is the source of this 1432-nucleotide messenger RNA. Its product is annotated as granzyme A-like. Gene Ontology annotation, biological process: proteolysis. The coding region runs from base 1 to 789 and encodes 262 amino acids. Lineage: Eukaryota; Metazoa; Chordata; Actinopteri; Cyprinodontiformes; Goodeidae. Gene Ontology annotation, molecular function: serine-type endopeptidase activity. The transcript is spliced from 5 exons. The record is from RefSeq and is a predicted model, not a curated record.